Lotus japonicus is the source of this 597-nucleotide messenger RNA. RefSeq lists its product as uncharacterized. The record is from RefSeq and is a predicted model, not a curated record. Lineage: Eukaryota; Viridiplantae; Streptophyta; Magnoliopsida; Fabales; Fabaceae. Bases 1 to 597 code for a protein of 198 amino acids. The transcript has a single exon.
AUGCUGUCAAAGCUUCCUGGUGUCGAGAGAGAGUACUUGAGCUACGAUACCCCGUGUAGAUCGGAUGAGGAUUCUGAGGUUCACGCGGAGUGGUUCACCUCUGAGUUUUUAAACGACGUUCAAUGCUCGGGAAUUCCAAACCGCAGACUGAUAUUAAAAGUUGGAGUUCUGAUCAUGCUUCUACGAAACAUAGACCAAGCAGCCGAUCUGUGUAAUGGGACCCGGUUUAGAGUUACUCAUCUUACUCAGUAUAUAAUUGUUGCGACUGUUUUAUCAGGAAUCAGGCUGGGUAAAAAUGAGUACAUUCCGAGGAUAACCUUAACGCCUUCUGACUCUGGUCUUCCCUUCAAGUUCUCUCGAAGGCAGUUCCCGGUGACUUUAUGCUUUGCAAUGACUAUAAACAAGAGCCAGGGCCAGUCCCUUUCUCAUGUCGGUUUCUACCUUCCGAGGCCUGUGUUUACUCAUGGACAGCUGUAUGUCGCUCUCUCAGGGGUGAAGUCUAGAAAAGGCCUGAAGGUACUCAUUGUGGAUGAGCAAGGGGUAGUUUCGAGCUCCACGCGCAAUGUUGUCUACAAAGAAGUUUUUGAGAACGUGUGA